Molecule: messenger RNA, 2411 nt
Organism: Haliotis rufescens (red abalone)
Lineage: Eukaryota; Metazoa; Mollusca; Gastropoda; Lepetellida; Haliotidae
Exons: 4
Coding region: 1380-2180 (266 amino acids)
Source: RefSeq, a predicted model, not a curated record
UAGUAUAAAUUAUUAAUACCAGAGAGAACCAACCACCUCAGAAUCAGCCAACCGCAUCGUAUAUCCACAGCCCUGGUCAAUUAUCAAAUAACAAGAUGGUCCACUCACAAACUAUUUCGGGGCGGUCGGGUAGCCUAAAGCGUUCGCUCGUCACGCCGAAGACCCGGGUUCGAUUCUCGACAUGGGUACAAUGUGUGAGGCCCAUUUCUGGUGUCCCCCGCCGUGAUAUUGCUAGAAUAUUGCUAAAAACGGCGUAAAACCAUACUCACUCACUCACAAACUAUUUCUCUGAAACAUCUCCGCGCACAAUGUUAUCUGAAACACCUCCAAAUCAUCCACUGUUGCUACAUAAGGAUCUUUUCUUACAUCACGUGAUUGUUUUGGCUGUCGUUUGACUUUUCGUGCAUAAGAUGUUCGUGUUUUCUUAAUCACACCAAACUUCAAUAGUCUGCCAAUCGUAACGCCUCGGCGUUUGGCUGUUAUGUAAACACAGCUCAAUGAGGUGUGAUAGCUCAGUGUUAUGUCAUCUCAAUACCCCGUGAUUGAUGUCACUGCUGCGGAGAUAACUAUGUUCUGGCAGUAAGUAAUUGAGAAAUCCCUAUCAAAAUAUUUUGCUGAAAUGAACUCAGUGUCUCUUCAUUUGCAUGACAUAUGUGUGGUCACUGACAGUGUCACUGCAGAAGGACUGCUCCAGUUAACAUAUACACCGAGGUGACUUUCAGAUCUUAUAAAAAGGUACGUAGUCAUCAUGAACCAUUGUUCACAUUAUGAUCUUCUGGCUUGUUGCUGUACAUUUUCUCAUUAAAUCUUCAAACGCUCAUUUUAAAUCUCCGUCCAGGCAUUUUGAAUCUUCUCUAGAAGGAAGGGCGAUAGCCGAAUGGACGGGGUCGGUGUGUAAAUGUGACAUCAUCAGCAGAUACUUCUAUGUCACCUGCUCUUGACUGACCCACGGCAGGGAUCUCAAUCUAAUCUUUUUGACGUUAAGUGGGAGUCCCAUUUGGUAAACUUAUAAGGUAAGUUAUACCCUGGUUAUUUGGACGACUGAGUCAAGACAACAUCGAUACAAAGGCUGCGGGAACACCUAAUAUAACUUUAGACCGUAUUAAAUUAUCACCCUCAUAAUCAGGGUUUUGUGUCAGUACGCUUGAUGUCGUAGAAGUUUACAUGAUAAAUGUGUACGGAGAGUUGUGUGGGUUCGAAUCCCGGAUGGAACUCAACCCCUAAAAGUACUAGAAUCUGUACUUUACUAAGAAGGUGUUAUCCCAAACAUACAUGUGUUGCAUUAACAGUUGUUUUAUGUAAUUUAUAUGAAGAUUUUGUAAGUUUUGUGUCGUCAUUUAUCUAUCAAUUCCCUCACGCAGGUCGGCCGAGAUCGGGUGAUGGAAUCGACACAACUCGAUGAUUUUGAUGCCGAAGUGUGGAGCUGUUUCCGUGACAACGACGUGAAAGAAUUCACCAGUUCGCCUCCUGAAACUGGCUUGAUUAGACCAAUUCCAGUUCGCCUUGAACCGCCAUUCCCUUGGGAUUGUGGGAUCGAAUUCGAUGCUAUACAUACAUUUGAAACUGCACCAAAGAGGUUUUCGGCAUUUAUCCCAGUUUCUAAAACUGCUGACAGAGCUGUCGGAAACCCUGGUUCUUUCGAGAAAGCUCAACCGACACUGCAACCUCUAAUUGUCAAGGACACGCACCCAAGUCUGCAAAGGUCCAUUUACUGUAAAAGUGACCCUGUCGAGGCAGAAGUGUCGGACCUGCUGCAGAGGCUGACCACUACUCAGGCCGAACUGGACAGUGUACGAGACGAUCUCACAGACGCCCGACUCAAUGCCCAGUGCCUUGAGCUGAUGAACAAACACCUGACGACAAAACUUCAGCUGAUGGAGACAGAGAAGGAGAACCUUAAGGAGAAUGUUGAUGAUCUGAAAAAGGAGAGUGAAUGGUUGAAGUUAGAACUGAAGCGGACACAAGAUGCAAGACGGCAUUGCGGAAAGCCAGAUGAACACGUGGAUGUCAAACGAUUCCAGCAGGCGCCUGCUGCAAGUGACAAAAAGUACCCUAUGGAUGGGAAAAGUGCAUUGUCCAAUGAUCUGGCUAGUGCAAAGGACAGUGUCGAACCUAAAACGAAAAAGAAGAAAUUUGUUCUGAAACAGCUCAGAAAAGCCUUUAGGAAGAUAACUAGGUGAAACGAAGAACUACACUAUCCACUGUGAUGCAGUUAUGCCAGUUGUACUCAUAUUACUGUUUGUUAUUAUUUAUGUUAUAAAAUAUAUUCCAAAUUGACUUGUUUGAGUUUUGUUUCAUCAAAGAACUGUAGCGGUAUAAAUUGUAGUCAGCUGAGCUUUACUGAAGAUAGUACUGCUGAAUGAUUGUUUGUUUGUUGUUUAACGCCGCACUCAGCAAUAUUCCAGCUCUAU